Messenger RNA from Pectinophora gossypiella (pink bollworm), 3352 nucleotides. RefSeq names its product beclin 1-associated autophagy-related key regulator (gene Atg14). The record is from RefSeq and is a predicted model, not a curated record. Lineage: Eukaryota; Metazoa; Arthropoda; Insecta; Lepidoptera; Gelechiidae. Gene Ontology annotation, biological process: cellular response to starvation; mitophagy; autophagosome assembly. The transcript has 6 exons. Gene Ontology annotation, cellular component: extrinsic component of omegasome membrane; mitochondria-associated endoplasmic reticulum membrane contact site; autophagosome. The coding region runs from base 50 to 1165 and encodes 371 amino acids.
UGACAGCAUUUUGUGUUCGAUUUCUAUUUCGCAAACAAUACGCAAAACGAUGGCGCUUAGCAUUUUUACUGAGAGCGAAGCGCCACGGGAUUUUCGUGUUUCAUCUACUGAGAGUGACGGCCAUUAUAAGAAAUGCCUUUUGUGCUAUACAGUGAAGAAAAACUUCUACUGCCCGGAUUGUAUACGAACUGGGAACUUCGUGCACUCUUCCAUGCCUUACUCGGACAGAUUUUCAGAAAAACAAGCAAAAUCACUUAGGUUAAAGGCAAACAGAAAACAUGUUCUUGAACGUUGUGAGAAACUAUUGGCACCAAAAAUAAAACAAGAUGCACUCUUGACAGAGGCUAAACAAUCCAGAGAUAAAAUAGAUUUACUUAGACUAGCAAUAGAACAAAGGAGAAACAAUAUAGAUGAGAAAAAGAAGGAGCUAUCAGAGUUGACAGUGUAUAACAAUGAGUUACGGUUGAAACUGCCUCGGUACCAAAAGAGGGUGACAAGUUUAGGUAAACACGUGCAUAACCAAUGUAUGGAGUUGCAGAAUAAAGUGAGCAUGUACAAUGACCAGGCGCAAGCGUUGGCAGCACUACGGAGAUCUCGGAUACGACAGCUCACUAAAUAUAUUUUUCCUGUGUAUAUGACGUAUGAUUCUAGUGAUAGCAUAGAAGACAUGGAGUUUGUAGGGGAUGACUUAGAUGAGGAACCGUUGAAGAAGGCGCAGCUGCAUAUUGUGGCGCCCUGGAUCAAUGCCGACUGCGACUUCUCCCAUCUAGAGGACUAUGUAUCCCACAAUAAGGACUCAGGCAGCGGUCCAGGCGCCGUGACGGGGCCCCCUAUCCCGCUGGUCCGUUGGGCGAACGCGCUGGGUUUGUGUGCGCAGCUGGUCGCGUUAAUCGCGUACACGCUGGAUGCACGGUUGCCGUAUGCGCUUGCACUCAAAGUGGAGGGCUGGAUGGGCGCCUCCCUGUCGGAGGCGUGGGCGGCGUGGUCCGAGGCGGCGGGCGAGGAGCCGGCCGCGGAGCCGGAGGACGAGCCGCCGGAGCAUCUGCACUGGCCCGAGCCGCAGGAGAUGGAGGAGAUGAGCAGCUCCCCGCCUGCGCCGGCGCCGUCGCUCGUGACGUCGGCCGCCGCCUCGCUCGUGUCCAUGUGGCGCGGGUGGACCAAGUGACCAUACAUUAUACUCAACAUUACGUAAUAAACUGUCAAUAUAUACCUACUACACAUCACAAGACAAAACCUGACACAUCGGAAUGGCGCAUACAGGGUGAUAGUGACACAGUAAGGUGAUUCAGCUCACGAUUCUUAUGAGUCUUUAACGACGUCGUUAUUUUUCUUAACUUUAUCGUCAUCGUAACGAUAACGUUAUCGUAAACGUUCGUUAAUAUCGUUAACGUCAUUGUUAAAUUUGUUAAAAUUAUCAUUAUCGUUAACAUCAUUAACCUCUUACCUGGAUAGACCAACCGGUAAUGCUUGUUAAAAUUUUUGUAAUUACAAUAAUUUUUAAAUAACGACUAAUCUAAUUAUUGCAUUCUAAUAAAUUAACUAGAUAACUGAUAAUGUUGUCAAUAUUCUAUCUUCAGAUACGUAUAUUAAUAUUGUUUCUGACUUAUUCUCUUACGUUAUUUCGUUAUCUUAACACUUUCACUGACAACGUCUAUAGCCAAUGUCCCGAUCCUAUAAAUGAGGUCAAUGACUUGUGAUCGACAUCCGUGAGUGUUAAAAUAAAAUAUGAUACAAUCAGUGCCCGUUUCUUGCCACUAAAGUUUUCGCACUACUCCGAUCCGAGUCCGCCAAAUUACCGUAGAACUAUUUGUACGGUAGCUUACGAACUACAUCCGUCAUCUAUCCGAUAUAUCAAAUUUUCUACUGUCUAUUCUCGGACUUGGAUCGGAUAAGAAUCGAGGGCCUUAUUUUUGAAUCACUCACCUUUAAAUUCGAGUUCGAAAUAUAUGCCCAUUGUCGCGUACCAUACGUAAUCAUGUAAGAUCACGAAUUAUCUGAAUUCUGAAUCACACUGUUAUUUCUUUUGUGAUCUUGGGGGUUAAAAUGGUCACAUCGAAGCAAUUCUUCUAAGAAAGCAAUAUUGCAAUUUGACAUUAGCGCAUAUAAAAGUAUGUGCGCAAUGCAAACAAAUGUCAAAUAGCAAUAUUGCUUUCUUAGAUGAAUUGUUUCUGAAUAUUGUCUGUUUUCCGUUCUCUGCUCUUAAUGCACUUUCAUUUGUUCUCUGAAAAUUAUUUAGUUUUUUCGUAAUGACAGCCCGCCUUAAGCAUCAACUUUGUUAUUGAAAAGUAAAUUGAUUUAAAAUAAAAGCGAGAACUGAUUACAGUUCAAGACACCCAUUUUACGUAGCACAUCAGAACUUGUCAUUUGCAAGAUGAGACAGGUAUAUAUUUUCCCACGCGAGUUGAAGGCGAGUGAUUCAAAAAUAAGGCCCCGGAUGUAGAGCCAAAACAUUAACGCUAAGAGAACAGGGGGGUUAAAAAGGCCACAUCAAAGAAAUUAAUCUAAAAAAGCAAUAUUGCAAUUUGACAUUUGCGCAUAUAAAAGUGAUUGCGCAAUGCACACAAAUGUCAAAUAGCAAUUUUGCUUUUUUAGAUGAAUUGCUUCGAUGUGGCGUUUUUAAUCCCCCUGAAGUUAAUAGACGGACUGUACAGCUGUUAUAGACCGAGUGAAGUCCGAAUCAGGAAUCAUCUUUGUCGUUCUGUAGUAGGUAUUAUAUUGUGCACUUUUUUUAAUAUUUGUGUAUAUCGGUGAAAUUAUAGAAGGGAGUUGCCAAGCGCACACGGGUUACGUGCUGAAUCUGCCUAAGAUAGAUAGAUAAAAUACUUUAUUGAGCACAAUGGACACAAAAUACAGAACCAAAGCCUAAGUACAUGAGCGAUCGUUCGUAUUUUGUUACUUGUGUGACUUCUGAUUUCGUAUGCGUUUAUAGACGUUAUUCUUUUCCCUUUAGUGGUAGAAGUCCGGUUGCCUGAACUAGCGCAACUUUUUAGUUCGGUUGGUUCGGUUAGUAAGAAGCACCAAAUUUGAUACUUAUCAAGAAGUAAACCGGACUCGUAACCGGACUUCUGAAGGUUCUUUUCUAACGAGUGUGCGGCAGUGAGGAGAUAUUGUGUGAUGUAUAUGUAAAUGUAUACCUCACUUCCCCCGGUGGCAGAAAAAUGUAUUGUAAUUUGUACAGCUAUUCCAAAGCCAACUCCCGUCUAUAAUUUUCUCGGAGUCUGUGAUUAUAAAAUAAUGUUCCCAAGUACGAAGUAUUAUGCGAGUUGUGUUCGAAUCGCAAUCAUACGCGUUUUAUCUUAUGCGCGUGAUUUUCAUUUCUUUUUUAAUAAAUAAAUUAGUUUUGUAUGAAUAA